This is a messenger RNA of Durusdinium trenchii, 1386 nucleotides long. NCBI's taxonomy places the organism in Eukaryota, Dinophyceae, Suessiales, Symbiodiniaceae. The record is from the annotation of a GenBank genome assembly.
AUGACAAGCAUUGGCGCAAGGGUGGUGCGGGAUGCAGAGCAAAUCCAGGCCUUCAUGGAGAGGCAACAAGAAGUCUUGUCUGAGGAACGGUUCCAAGACCUGCGACAGAAACAAUUUGAAUCCAUGCAGAAUCGGCUCGAUUGCAACUCCCUGGACCUGGACAGCCUGAAUCGGUUGACUGAGCUCUUUGCCAGCGGGCCUUGGACUGAAGAACAACAAGAUCAACUCAGCGCUGCUGUCGCUGAGAAUGCAGUACGGGCUCCAACGACUGGCAAGCGCUCAAGGCCAAAUCAACAGAUCAGUGACAUGCUGCCCUUCUUUUCCGAUGGCGACCUUGAGAUUCUGGGCCAGGUGGAUACUGGGUCCGAUGUGAAGCUAGAAUGCGUCAAGCUCGGCAUGCAUCUGCCGAGCGAACAGGCUGUGAAGGAGGUCUUGAGGGCUGCUCAAGCAUGUGGAUUGGAUGUGGAGAAUUGCAACAAGUUGGAUGUGGUUCGCCGGUUCAAGGCGAUCUUGCGGGCCAAGGUCCGACAGGUGGGCCGGCCCGAGAAGCACGUUGUGGAGUAUCCGACGGAUCCCAUGCUUCUCGAGGGUUGGGAGGAGAUCUAUGGCGAUGACCGGCCAUGUGGCCAGAGCAGCUCCCUGAGCCAGAGAGGGGAGAAAUACAACGUACCCUUGCGUCGGACUAGGAAGUCUGCGCAGGAGUUGGUACCGGCCUCGAGCUCUGCGACGCAGAAUGCCAACAAGGCAGCAGCAGAUGCCGUCAUGGCGGCAUGUGUGCAGCAGAUCUUCCCUGCUUUGAUGCCACUCUUGAGCAACAUGGGACAAGGAGGCCUUCAGAAUCUCCAGGUGUUUCCCAAGGGCACGCCAAGCGUGAUGCCGAAGCACGUGCCAGCUCUGGCGGCUGCAGAGCCUCCUGAUGCCGAUUCUGUGGCAGCAAAGCAUGCAGCCCCGCUCGUGCGAUUCCAAGACAAAUCAGGCGUUUCCAUGAAGCCUGCGAUUCAAGAUCGGGAGCCGAUCCCAAUUGUCAAUGAAGUUCCAAAGUUGAGUCGGUCCAAUGCCGCUACUAUUGAAACAGAUCGUGAGUCGGAGGAGCAUGAUCCUGAGAAGGAGUCCCGUGAGUUUUUACGAGCCAAGAUGAAACGCCCGGCAGCGUCCAUGAUGGUCAUGAAGAAGCCGGCCGCACUUGGGGGACAGGUUUCCUUCAAGUACACGGUGCCAAAGCCAGACAAAGUAUGGAAGGGCAAGAGGCGGGACAAUUGGACCAGCAAGCACUACCACAGUGCAAGGAACGCUGCUCGUGACGCAGGGCUCACCGAAGAGGAGUGCAAGGAGGUCGCGCGCAAAGCAGCCCGUGAAGCUGGCGCGCUGUGGGAUGCGGCUCAGUGA